UUGCUUCUUUGCAGGUGGUAUAAGCUGCGCUCCAAACCAGGGAAAAAGGAAAAGGAGAGAGGAGAGAUUGAAGUGGAUAUCCAGUUUAUGAGGAGCAACAUGACAGCCAGUAUGUUUGAUUUGUCCAUGAAAGACAAGUCGCGCUCCACGUUUGGCAAGCUCAAAGACAAGCUGAAAGGCAAGCGGAGCAGCGGGCUCUCUGACACAGCAUCAGCGAUCGUUCCGAGCACAAGUCACUCCCCAGCUGACAGUGAAGAUGAAUCUGUUGAGAAAGAGAAGAAGAAAUCAAAAUUCAAAACGCUGUUUUCCAAACCUGGUCUGCAGAAGACUUCUCUGUCCCAGUCCAUGUCAGUCUUGCCUACUUUGCCACCUGCAAAGGAGAAGGUUAGGCUUAGACCUAGCGACUUUCAGUCGAGAUGGGAUGAUGAGGAAUCUGAGACCUCUCCAACCUCAGACAAAGCCUUUAGAAACACCCUUGAAGAGAAGUCAUCUCCUUCUCCUGUAUCUAAAUUUCAUAAAGUAGCAACUUUGGACAAUAGACAUCUCAACCAAGUAACGACCAGCAAUACCAAGAAAGAAGGUCUCUCUUUAUUUGGUGGACUUAAAUCCAAAAGUGAUCCCGUUUCCAAAUCUAGUUUGUGUAUCAAUGGCAGCCACGUUUACAUGGAAGAGAACACUCCGAAGGACAACACUCCAGCCUCUUCCCCAUCCCCUCUCAACUUCAGGAGGAAGCAGCACUUUGCUUCAGAAGAGAACUUGUCUUCCAAAGUUACAAAAGGACCUGAAGAGAUGGGAAGAACAUCUCCCAGCGGUAUUUUAUCCGGGUCUGCAUCGCUGGAGACUUUUAAAUCUAUGACUUUACCAUCAUAUAAAUUGCUUAGCGGUGAAGACUACGUGGAGACCCACGUUCCUCUGACUGUUGACGUUGCUAAAGAGAACAAGAAAACAGACAACAAAAAAGCUACCUUAUUCUCUCUGGUCACGGGGAAAAAGGAGAUGGUGAAAAACAGUGAUGUUGAAAGUGUUCCAGACAGGACUCUGAAGGAGGAAGAAACCAAAGAUUCAGAGGGGAAAAGUGAAAAAGAGACCAAACACCUUGAAAUUCCAGCAGAUUUAAGCAAAGGAAAUCCUUCUGAAAAUAGUAAUGAAGAAAUCUUCAAAAACAAGCAACCACUCAACCCCUUUGAAGAAGAGCAGAAACCUGAAAAAGCUGCUGUGUCGGCAAAGACGGCACAGACUAAAGCCGUCAAACCAAGACUGGGCGUGACUUCAGAGGAGGAAACCAAAGCCACGCUUUCUAUUUUUGCACCUGAGUCCCUUUCUGCUUUCCUUUCUGCACGCCAGAGCAGUAGUGACAAUAAUCCUUUUAUUUCUAAAACGGGGCAAAAAGCUGAAGUGCCAGACUCUGAAAGCAUCACUAGUUCCUCUGAAGCUCCUCUUCCUCUUCCUGGUGCAGAGCUUUUGAAUAGCAGGAACCCCUUUGUUUCAAAGCGGGGCAAGGAAUCCAAAGUGCUGGACUCUGGAAAUGUUGCUGCUUUCUCUUUACCCCAUCAUCUUUCAGCUUCUGUUCCUGAAACAGCUCUUUCCGUGCAGCUCUCUAGUAAUGGGAAUAAUCCUUUUACUUCUGAAUGGGCACAGGGCUCCCAGGGUCAGGAUUCUGAAAGCUCUAAAGCUAGUGCUUCCUCGGAUCUCUCUUGGGCACCUUCCCUUCGUUCAGACUGUCAUUUUAACACCAGUAACCCCUUUGUAUGCAAACUUGGGCAGGAACUAGAUGCACCCGCUCUUGAAACAGUUGCUGCUUCUUCCUCUUUCUCCCUUCCUUGUGAGGAGGACUGUUCCUCAGCAGAAAACGCUGUUAAUCUGGAGCACUCUCUUCAUGGGGCUUCGAGGAGCUCUUCAGACUCUGCUCUAACUGGUGAUUUAAAUAGUGUUUCGAGCUCUUCAGACACCUGCAUUAAGGAUGCCAGCUAUCUUGCCUCUCUCUCCAAGUGUGGUGAUAACCUCUUCCCAGAGAACAGUGCUGAGCAGCUACCUCCUGCUAAGAACAAGCCAAAGGAGAAGCAGGAAACCUUUAGUGAAUGCAGAAUGGAAGAUGAUAAACCCCUGGUAGAGACUGAAGCGGCUCCUCAUGCAGCUGACUCUUUGCCACAGGUAGCACCUCCCAAACCAACCAGGAGCGUUUGCACGCUGCCCCCUCAGGAAGCUGAUGUAGGAAGGACUGACAGGGAGGUUCCUCCUGGGUCUCUCACACCAAAACCAGCACCAAGACUGUCUUUGGCACUGAAGGCGCAUGCAGCGGUCUCUCAGACUGAUGCACUCGGUGGUGGUGCGUUUCCUUCAGAUGGCAACGCACAAUCUGCUGCUGGGCUUCUUUUUCCCAAUGAGGAACCCUCAAGGGCUCCUGGAUGCCCCCCUGCAAAUGAUUCGUCAAAAACUGUCACUCCAACAAUAACUCUUAGAGGUAACAGCAGGCCUUUAAAAUAUGAGGGGGAUGAUUUAGUUGGCCCCCUUGCAAAUCUGAAGUGUGCCGUUCCCAUUGCUGGAGAUUAUGGCUUGAAAGCGGCUGUUCUUCCAGUUAUUCUAGAGGGAGGCUCUGAUGAAGAGCUGCUGGAAGACUCUCAGGAGGACCAUAGUGAUGAUAAAAACUUCUUGGAGGCUGGAAAACAGUCUAGAGAUGUAAUGGCUUUGGGUGAAGAACUAAAGGAGCAUUCAGGAACCCUACCUGCUAAAGGAAGUGCCCCGGAUAUUUGUAAUUCUGGCAAAAUACCUGUGCUACCUGCAAGCCUGGGUGUUUGCAGUGUAAAUAAUAAGACAGCCCUGGUAGGUGUGACGUCUCAUUCCAGUGAGCCUAAGAGUCAUUUUGAGAGACAGGAGCUAAAAAUAAACGUAGGUGUCGAUGAGAGUGCAGAGCGUGAUCUCCUCGAGCCUCCUGCUGCUUGUUCCUCUGUGCCUGGCUCCUCCCAGCCUUCCUCUUCCUCUCCUCCCUUCCCUUCUCACACACAAAGUAAUAGAGCAGAAUCUGCGAAUAAGCCAACAGCAGAGGGCUCCGCUGGUAAAGCCGACAAUUCCGGCGAGAGGAAACUCCUCCGGGCGUGGGUUUCGCCCUCUGAAACGUAUCCUAGCCAAAGGCAGCAGGGCGCUGAGCCCGUGUCUCCCAAGCACAGGCUUCAGCCUGUGAAGCCAAUGAAUGCCACCGCAAGCAAAUCUCAAGCUAAAAAUAUGAAUGUCCUCAGCACUAUGAAUGAAAAGCUGCUUGAGAUGAGCGUAAAGAAAUACAGUCCUGCAGAUCCUGGCUAUGCUUAUGCUCAGUUAACCCACGAUGAGCUGAUCCAGCUGGUCUUGAAACAGAAGGAUACGAUUGCCAAGAAAGAACUCCAGGUGCGUGAGCUCGAAGACUACAUCGAUAACUUGCUCGUCAGAGUGAUGGAAGAAACCCCCAACAUCCUUCGUGUUUCGACUUCGGGGAAUAAAAAAGCUGGAAAGAUCUAAAAGUUCCCUGGGCUUGGAACAAAGGACUGAAUUCCUGCCAGUGGAGUUUGAUUAAUAAGGAGACGAUGUGAAGUGGGCGGCGCUGGAGCGCUGCCCACAGGAAAUGACAUUUUUCCUCUUUCUGACUUGAGCAACUCUCGGAUUGAUUUAUAGUUGCAUCAGGUCUCAUAUGUAUGGAACCCCCAGAUGGAGUCAACUCCUCAUAUUUAUUUUUUGGUAUCUCUUUAUUAUUGGGAAGAUUUAAGGAAUCAAAUCCGCAGGCUGGCUGUGAUAACAGGGAUGAAGGGGCUCGAUAAGCUUUGCCUGCCAGCAAGACACUGAUGAUCCUUUAUGAAGAAUUGUUUUGUUUAUUUCUUAGCAACUUUGACGAUCAAUUAUUUCUUCCACACUGUAAGUUGUAGUGCAAUAUAUAAUAUUUGUAGCGUUUGAGUUAAUUUGGAUGCUUUGGAUAACUAUAUUGGAGGAGUCCAGCGAGCUGUGCUUUGGAAUAAGGCUGCCUGGGCUACUUUUUAAAACCAUUUCUGCCCUAACAAUUGAAAGCAAGUUAACCCUUAGUUUGGAAAGGAAGCAAAGCUAAUUUACUAUCUUAAACAAAUACUGUUUCAAGAGUGUUCUCCAAGAAAUAUUAGUGACUUGGGGCCAAAGGUGUAGUAAAGUAGAAGCUAUUAUUUGUGGUACGUGUUUUUUGGCCUAUGCCUCUUGCUGCAUGAAAGCUCUAAUUAUGGUACUAUUCCAUAGCAGUUUAUUAAUUCUGAAUACCUCGUGUUUUGGAACGGGGGCUUUCCUUGGAACAGCUUUCAAAGGUGGUUGGUCUUGCAGUACUUUCCUUCAGACAUUCCAUAGAUCUAAGAAAGGAACCAAUUCAGCCUCUCUUUAGGGUGGGAGGCAGCACGCUCUCAAACCUGACUUAAUUUUCUUUGUGCUCUGAAGCUCAGAAGAGGAGGAAUAUUUUACGUAGCUGAACAAGUGAGUUGGUUUUGCAAGACAAUUGGGUAUUCCGAUCUGCUCCCUUAAUUUGGGGCCUCUUUGCAACUUCGUAGAGGACACACUUAUCCUCUUCCCCGUGCCACCGGCCAGAAAGCAACAGCACAGAGCUAUGGAGCAGCAGCCAGAGCAGGCUGCUUCCACCAGAAACUAAACAUCAGCUUUUUUUUGUGGCAAACCCUUGUCCAAGAUGGACAAAUCAGCUGCAUCUUCACAGUUGUUGGAUUUACCCCCAUCGAGGGCCUGUGUUUUGAUGGCAGGAAGCGCUCUGGAAGGAAGGCAAGACCAAAGCUCCUGAAGCACGAGGGGCUCAGUAAGUCGCUCUAUGUCCCCAACGUGGGGAGUUGGGAACAACACAGUCCCACAGCAGUUUAACGAGGCACUUUAACGAGGGGCAAGACUGGCUGAAUUGACUACUAAUGUGUCAUGAGACACUGAAAACUACUGGAAGCUUCUCAGAUACUGUAUUUUUGUAGUGAAGAGUAGUUAAUAUAUUUUCCUAGAGAUGUAUACAUUCUUUGGAAAAUCCAGCAAGUGCCGUUAAUUGCAUUUGUUACUGUAAACUGGCUAAUUACCAAAGUGUGGUCUAGCAGUGGAAGCUUUUCUGAUGCAGCUCUCCUUCAAGCGAAGCCAGCAUUGAAAUGAGCCUAUUGCUUUAAG
Molecule: messenger RNA, 5133 nt
Organism: Nothoprocta perdicaria
Lineage: Eukaryota; Metazoa; Chordata; Aves; Tinamiformes; Tinamidae
Product: rab11 family-interacting protein 1-like
Exons: 5
Biological process (GO): regulated exocytosis
Cellular component (GO): intracellular membrane-bounded organelle
Molecular function (GO): small GTPase binding
Source: RefSeq, a predicted model, not a curated record